Molecule: messenger RNA, 2031 nt
Organism: Rasamsonia emersonii CBS 393.64
Lineage: Eukaryota; Fungi; Ascomycota; Eurotiomycetes; Eurotiales; Trichocomaceae
Product: Shikimate dehydrogenase
Exons: 1
Coding region: 1-2031 (676 amino acids)
Molecular function (GO): 3-dehydroquinate dehydratase activity
Source: RefSeq, a predicted model, not a curated record
AUGGCGACCCAAGUUGAGACGGCUGUGGCUCCGCCUGCCGUUACCGUGAUGAAUGGCGCUGUAAAUGGCGGCAUCAGCCAUCCCCCCGCAGACUCCAAGAGAACGGUGGUGAUCGUAUUUGGUCCGGGCCAAGAGGGCAUUCUUCAGGUCGUGGCCGAGGUCUUGGGAAAGGCAUGGACGACGGUGUCGUCGUUGUCUACAGUCGUAUCAGGGAGCGAUGCGGUUGUUGUGGGCAUCCUGGCAAGCGAUCUGGAGAGCACCUUUGCAGAAUACAGAGGUGACCUGUCCAAAUUGUUACUGAUCAACACUCACUGCGUGGACGAUGGAUCGUUCCCAGAUGAGAGGCUCUCCGAGAGUUGCCAUUACGAGUUUCUGUACUCUCGCAGUCCGUUCUUUCGCCGCGAUCUGACCCGAUUUCUGUCGCUGAUCCUGGGUCAGCGGCGCCCCCACGACGACCUGGCCACGAAGAAACGGACGAAUUUUAUAUCGACCACGUUCCCCGAUGUCCGUGCGGCCUUGCCCAACCUGGAUAUCCUGUCUGUAGGCUCGGACGCGGUGGAGAUCCGGGUCGAUUUGCUGGAAGAGCCUUUGUCGGAUGGCAGUCGCAGCCCUGUUCCCAGCCUGAAGUACGUGGGUCAGCAGGUCAUGCUGCUGCGGCAGCAUACCGAGCUUCCCAUCAUCUUCACGACGAGGUGUACCAACGAAAAUGGAAGGUUUCCCAUGGACGAUCCUAAACUGUUCCACAAGUACCUGCGUCGUGCGAUCAAAUGGGGCGUGGAGUACAUCGACGUCGAAUUGUGGCUUCCAGAAGAGAUCCGGAAAGAUCUUGCGGCGCAUAGAGGCAAUAGCAUCAUCAUGUCUGCUUUUCACGACUUCUCCGGGACGUGGAAAUGGACGUCGCCGGACGCGCAGAGGUUGUUCAGGGAAGGCGCCCGAUAUGCCGAUAUCGUUAAGAUGAUCGCGAUGGUGAACACGGUUGAAGCAAACUAUGAGUUGGAGUAUUUCCGUUCGACCAUCAAGGCGAACUACUCCUAUCCACUCUUGUCCGCCGUGAACAUGGGCCAGAAGGGACAACUUUCCCGCGCGCUGAACACGGUUUUCUCCCCCAUCACACAUCCAUUACUACCGAUCAUCGCUGCUCCCGGCCAGCUGACGGCGGCCGAGAUCAAUCGGGCCCUUCACAUCAUGGGCCAACUGCCGAAGCGCGACAUGUAUGCGAUUGGACCCUUCCGUUCCACUUCGCAGUCCAUGUUCAUGGAGAAGUGCUUCAACGAACUCGGUCUCCCACACAACUUCAUCUGCAUCGACCGGGGUCCUCGAGGGUCGAUCGAGUCCGUGAUCAUGCAGCCCAGUUUCGGCGGUGCUUACGUGAAUCCCCCGCUGACAAGUUCGGUGUCUUAUAUACCGACGAAAAGCGACGCCGCACGCGCGAUCGGCUUGAUUGACACCAUCACCGUCGACGGUUCGGAUGGGCAACCCCGGUUCGUGGGCGAAAAUGCGACCUGGAAGGGGAUUCGAGCAACCCUCACGCGGGAUUAUGUUCCCUCUGCCUACCGGGGCCGUGCGGUGAUCAUCCUUGCCAGUUCGGAGAGCGACGCUUCCGCUGCGAUCUAUGCCCUGCGGAGUCUGGAUGUGGGCACCAUCUAUACGGUCGGGUUCCGGGCGACAGGCCCGCUGGCGGCUGGUCUCGAGCCUUUUACUUCGAUCCAGUCCGUCAAGCUGGUGGAACAGCCGUUUGUGAUCGUCUCUGCAUUGCCACCAGAGAAAUCGCUUCUCGUCCAGCCAUUGUUACGACAUUAUCGAACCAACGGCCACUCUUCGCCACCAUCCACGAGGGGGAAGGUCUAUCUCGACCUGACCAGCGGGCCGCGCAAAGGCGAUCCGCUUACCGUCGCUGCUCGCGCCGGCUGGACGGCGUACGGCAUCGAAGAUGUGAAUGCGUGGACGACGGUCGAAACCCUCCGGCUGCUCGUGGGGCAGAAUGUCCCAUUUGAUUUUGUCCGCAUGGCGUCCGGCCAUGGUUUAUAUUAA